Messenger RNA from Rhincodon typus (whale shark), 11055 nucleotides. It is a transcript of the gene retreg1, whose product is annotated as reticulophagy regulator 1. The coding region runs from base 111 to 1601 and encodes 496 amino acids. The transcript is spliced from 9 exons. Gene Ontology annotation, cellular component: endoplasmic reticulum membrane. The record is from RefSeq and is a predicted model, not a curated record. Gene Ontology annotation, biological process: reticulophagy; negative regulation of neuron apoptotic process. NCBI's taxonomy places the organism in Eukaryota, Metazoa, Chordata, Chondrichthyes, Orectolobiformes, Rhincodontidae.
CAUAUUGUAAGCUUCCUUACCCGACAAUAAGACGCUGUGUGACAAACAGGAAAGGCAAUAAAACCAUAACAAGGUGACGUAAAGGCGUAGGCAACCGUACAAAUAAAAUAAUGUGGAAAAGAAAAGAUAAGAUGGUGAGUGUAGGGAUGUGGCUACAAAGUGGCAGUGAUGAUGGGCAACAGCAACAGCAACAGAAGAGGAAGGCAGCAGGUUCGUGUGAUCACAAUGCCGAUGUUAUUCCAGAGGAGAAGGACGUAUCUGAGCUCAGAUUUAAGGCUGACAAUGAGCAGAAGUGGGAUGAUUCCGAUUCACUGUGGAAUUUGUUACUAAAUUACAUGGAAACCGCUUUAACCUGGCACAGACCAAGAUAUAGCAUUGUAAUGUUCAUCUGCUGUAAUGUUCUGUUCUGGUUUCUAGCUUCAACGUCUUGGAGGCUUUAUUCCCUUCUUGCUUUGGGCUUCCUUUUGUUGGUUGUUAUGGAAAACGCGAGAGCUUUAAUUUUGUUGGCCAUGAAAGGUUGGAAGAAAAGGAAAGGGCUGAAUGGAAGCUGUAAAGUGACUGAAAUGAAACCGGAAUACACACCAAAACUCAGCCAGUGCAUCACAGAGUCAUUGAUGAGUUGUUCUAUGUUUUUUGAGGAGAUGACCCAUUUCAAAAAGCUAAACCCUGGGAAGUUUUGUCUCCUUAUUUGCAGUCUCUGUACAUUUUGUGCAGUUAUUGGGCGCUACAUUCCUGGGGCUUUGGUGUCAUACUUCAUGUUAUUAUCUAUUCUGUUGUGGCCUUUAGUAAGCUCUUGUGACUUCGGGCAAAGUAUUUACAACAAGAUCGACCCAGUUCUGCAGCGAUUGGAUUUUGGUCUUAAGGACUAUGUACAACAUUUGCAAGCAAGACAGCAAAUGAAGCAGAAGCAAUUGGCUGAAAGAAAGUCAGAAGAUGAGAGUGAAGUGGAUACAUCUGGUCUUUGUCCCAAGGUAAGCAGUUCAGGAGCUGGCAAAGAACUAUGUAUUUCUGACACCGAACCUUCAGAAACAUGGACAGAAAAUGGAACCUUUAACUUGUCAGGAGGUCAUACCCCACAGACAGAUGCCUCAGAUGAUCUAGAUCGUCCGAGUGAUCCUGAGGAAGCAUUUACUAGAGAUCUUCCGGAAUUUCCUUCAGUUGAUAAUAAGGGAACAAUAGAUGAUGAUGACUCAAGUAUUGGCAUCCCUACCCCCCCAGCUCCCAGUCUAGAACCCAAUGAAGUAGAUUCAUUUCAGGAAGGCAUACAAACAGGAAUUGCUGUUGCUGGACUUCCCUUGAACAUGUCCAAUGAGCAGAGCUUCAACCUGAUCAGCACUAUGGCAAGUGAUGUCAUUGCUACAGCAGUGUCAUCUGCUGUAAAAGGCCAGUUGCAGGCCUUCGAAAUCAACCUGACCAUGCCACCACAGCUGAACUCAAGUGAAGACACUGACGCAGAAGAGGCUGAUGACUUUGAAUUGCUUGACGAGUCUGAGUUGAAACAAAUUGAGAGCGAAUUAGGACUGGAUCAGGGCCAAACAACAAAUCAACAAGCCAAAGAUGGCAAGUCAGGCUUUCUGUCAAACCUACUGGGUGGUCAUUAAGCCUGCUUUCAGGGCUGGAGAAUAAACAUACAGACCAUAUGUGAAUAACAAAACAAACACAAGCUACAAGCUUAUUUACUAUCGUUGUUCCCAAAACAAGAGCCAAACCUCAUAAAUAUGAUGUGGUGAAUAUUGAACUAGGUGCAGCAAAGAAAGAAUGAGAAAAGUGGAAUAGAGCUGCACAGUUAUCAUCAUUUAAUAAUCUAGUUAUUGAAGGAACUGGUUGAUUUGUGCUAUUUGGUAAAAUGGGCCACCUAUUCAAUGUGUGUUGUCUGACUAUAAUCUUUAUGCCUUGAAAUAACAGCAUGGAAACUAAUCCUGUCUUGUUAAUCUGAGUUGUUAGCAAAUAGCUUUAAACAUAUUUCAAUUGACAUGUAUUUGCAAAUCUGAAAGUCAGAUGUCAAACAUUUUUAGUUAACAAUUUUAUCCUGUGUGCAGAAACUGACAAUCAAUAAUUAGCUUCUGACUGUGCUUUGCAGCAAAUUGACAGCUAAAAAAGCAGAGUACUUUUCAAAAAAUACUUAUGGUAUUUUAGAUAUCCUGGAAAGUCUAGUCCUCUUUGAAGCCCCUUUAUUCACAUGUUUGAGUAGAAUGUACAAAGAAAGCUGGGUAGACAUAUUUCACAGGUGAGGACAUUGAUCCUUGCUUGUAUUUUAAAAAUAUGUAAAACCAAUCUUUACUGCACUUUCUGCCUUAUUGAAUUACAGAUUGAACUGUGAGAAGAAAUACAUUAAAACUUAGUUCACAUCACAGUACCAAUUAAAUUUAAUGAUUUUUUGUUUUGAUUUAUACUUUAAAAAUUCUCCUGUUUACACACAUCACAUGGAUUUAUGGGUCUUACUCUGAAAAUAAUCAGGCAAAUUUAUUUUGUACUUGGAAAAAAAUAUACAUUUUUUUGCCAAUUGUGGAUCAGUGAAUCCCAGUGCAGCCACUGUAGUCCUUGUUAGAUUAAUUUUAUGCUGGGAAGAUUGUUAAAAUUAUGCAAUACAUAUUCUAAAACCUUCAGCUAAUUCAUACUAAUUUAAAACGUUAUUGUGUCUUUGCCUAUCAAUGACCCUUAUGCCCAAGGACACACGUGAGAAACUAAGAUUUUCGUCUAUAUUUAUUUCUUCCACUCUGGUUCAUCCCACGUUAAGCAACUUCUUACUUUUUUUAAAAACAAUUUCAUGCUUAAAGUUUAAGUAUUCUCUAAGAAUUGUAGCUGGCAACACACAUUUUCCCAUUAUACUUCAUGCUGAAACAAAACGAGAAGUGGUUCUAUCAGGUUAGUGGCCAAUUCAUUACUUGUUCCUGACAAUUCUCUGUUAAUGGAGAGAACUGUAAUUUGAAUUUCUGUAAUCCUUCUAAAGAUAAUUGAGUAGCUAUUAUUUUGUUGACUAAUAUUGGAUGAUUUUAUCUGUCAACAAGACUCUUGUUCUCAAGCCAUCAAAACUUGCCUUUUUCUGGAUACACGAAAAUAGAAACUAAAACACUUCAUUUUGCAGCCUGCUUUUAUGGAUAUAUUGAUUUUUGUUGAAUGGAGUUAUGUUCGGUGAUAUUUUUAAUAUUUUGGAUAAAACAACUUAAACAAAUUCAAUUUUGUAUUCAUCAGUUCACUGAUUCUACAUUAAGGAAGAGAUCACGUUGGUUCUGGUUAAUCUAUCUUAUUACCAUGUGGAUACCUAAAGCCUGUAUUUUUUUUAAAUUCAUUUUUGUGGAAUGUGGGCAUCACUGGCUGGCCAACAUUUCUUGCUCCAUCCCUAGUUGCCCUUGAGAAGGUGGUCGUGAGCUGCCUUCUUGAACCACUGCAUUCCUCCAUCUGUGGGUUGACCCACAAUGCUAUUAGGAGGGAAUUCCAGGAUUUUGACUCAGCGACAGUGAAGGAACGGUGAUAUAUUUCCAAGUCAGAAUGGUGAGUGACUUGGAGAGGAACUUGGAGGGGGUGGUGUUCCCAUACAUCUGCUGCCCUUGUCCUUCUAGAUGGAAGUGGUCGUGGAUUUGGAAGGUACUGUCUGAGGAUCUUUGGUGAAUUUCUGCAGUGCAUCUUGUAGAUAGUACACACUGUUACUACUGAGCGUCAGUGGUGGAGUGAGUGAAUUCCUGUGGAUGUUGUGCCAAUCAAAUGGGCUGCUUUGUCCAGGAUGGUGUCAAGCUUCUUGUGUGUUGUUGGAGCUGCAUUUAUCCAGGCAAGUGGGGAGUAUUCCAUCACAUUCCUGACUUGUGCCUUGUAGAAGGUGGACAGGCUUUGGGGAGUCAGGAGAUGAGUUACUCGCUGCAGUAUUCCCAGCUUCUGGCCUGCUGUUGUAGCCACUCUCUUAAUGUGGUGAGUCCAGUUGAGUUUAUGGUCAGUGGUAACCACCAGGAUGUUGAUUGUGGGGGAUUCAGUGAUGGUAACACCAUUGAAUAUCAAGGGGCAGUGGUUAGAUUUUCUGUUAUUGGUGAUGGUCAUAGCCUGGCAUUUGUGUGGCGCGAAUGUCACUUGCCACUUGUCAGCCCAAGCCUGGAUAUUGUCCAUAUCUUGUUGCAUGUGAACAUGGACUGCUUCAGUAUCUGAGGAGUCACGAAUGCUGCUAAACAUUGUGCAAUCAUCGGCGAACAUCCCCAUCUCUGACCUUAUGAUGGAAGGGAGGUCAUUGAUGAAGCAGCUGAAGAUGUUUGGGCCUAGGACACUACCCUGAGGAACUCCUGCAGAGAUGUCCUGGAGCUGAGAUGUUUUGCCAUCCACAAACACGACCAUCUUCCUCUGUGUCAGAUAUAACUCCAACCACUGGAGUGUUUUCCCCUUGAUAUCCAUUGAUUCCAGUUUUGCAAGGGCUCCUUGAUGCCACAUUCGGUCGAAUGCAGCCUUGAUAUCAAGAGCUGUCACUCUCACCUCAUCUCUGGAAUUUAGCUCUUUUGUCCUUGUUUGAACCAAGGCUGUAAUGAGGUCAGGAGCCGAGUGGCCCUGGUGGAACCCAAACUGGGCGUCACUGAGCAGGUUAUUUCUGAGCAGGUGCUGCUUAAUAGCACUGUUGAUGACACCUUCCAUCACUUUACUGAUGAUCAAGAGGAGACUGAUGGGGCAGUAAUUGGCCGAGUUGGAUUUGUCUUGCUUUUUAUGUACAGGACAUACUUGGGCAAUUUUCCACAUUGUCAGGUAGAUACCAGUGUUGUAACUGUACUGGAACAGCUUGGCUAAGGGAGCGGCAAAUUCUGGAGCACAAGUCUUCAGUCUUAUUGCCAGAAUGUUGUCAGGACCAGUAGUCUUUGCAGUAUCCAGUGUCUCGAACUGUUUCUUGAUAUCACAUGGAGUGAAUCGAAUUGGCUGAAGACUGGUAUCUGUAAUGCUGGGGACCAUUGGAGGUGGCCGAGAUGUAUCGUCCACUUGGCACUUCUGGCUGAAGAUUGCUGCGAAUGCUUCAGCCUUUUCUUUUGCACUGAUGUGCUGGGCUCUUCCAUCAUUGAGGAUGGGGAUAUUUGUGGAGCGUCCUCCUGCAGUGAGUUGUUUAAUUGUCCACCACCAUUUAUGACUGGAUGUGGCAGGACUGCAGAGCUUAGAUCUGAUCCGUUGGUUGUGGGAUCGCUUAGCUGUGUCUAUCACUUGCUGCUUUCGCUGUUUGGCGUGCAAGUAGUCCUGUUUGGUGGCUUUGCGAGGUUGAUAUCUCAUCUUCAGGUAUGUCUGGUGCUGCUCCUGGCAUGCCCUCCUGCAUUCUUCAUUGAACCAGGGGUGAUCCCCUGGCUUGAUGGUAAUGGUUGAGCAGAGGACAUGCCGGGCCAUGAGGUUACAGAUUGUGAUGGAGUACAAUUCUGCUGCUGUUGAUAGCCCACAGCGCCUCAUGGAUGCCUAGUCUUGAAUUGCUAGAUCUGUGCGAAGUUUGUCCCAUUUAGCAUGGUGAUAGUGCCACACAACGCGAUGGAGGUUACUCUCAAUGUGAAGGCGGGACUUCGUCUCCACAAGGACUGGGUGAUGAUCACUCUUACCGAUACUGUCAUGGACAGAUACAACUGCAGCUGGCAGAUUAGUAAGGAUGAGGUCAAGUAUGUUUUUCCCUCUUGUUGGUUCCCUCACCACCUGCCGCAGACCAGUUGAGCAGCUAUGUCCUUUAGAACCCGACCAGCUCAGUCAGUCGUACUGCUAUCGAGCCACUCUUGGUGGUGAACAUUGAAAUCCCCCACCCACAGUACACUUUGUGCCCUCGCCAUCCUCAGUGCUUCCUCUAAGUGAUGUUCAACAUUGAGGAAUACUGAUUCAUCAGCUGAGGGAGGACGGUAUAGAACAUAGAACAGUACAGCACAGUACAGGCCCUUCGGCCCACGAUGUUGUGCCAAACUUUUACCCUAAUCCUAAGGUCUAUCUAACCUCCACCCCUACCUUAUACUAUCAUCCAUAUGCCUAUCUAAUAGCUGCUUAAAUGCCCCUAAUGAGGCCGACUCCACUACCCUCUCCGGCAAUGCAUUCCACGCUCCUACCACUCUCUGAGUAAAGAACCUACCUCUAACGUCUCCCCUGUAUCUACCUCCACUCACUUUAAACAUAUGCCCCCUCGUAAUAGCUACCUCCACCCUAGGAAAAGUCUCUGGCUGUCCAUUGUAUCUAUACCUCUGAUCAUUUUGUACACCUCUAUCAAGUCACCUCUCAGCCUUUGUCGUUCCAAAGAGAAAAGCCCUAGCUCUCUCAACCUUUCCUCGUAAGACCUUCCCUCCAUUCCAGGCAACAUCCUGGUAAAUCUCUUCUGCACCUUUUCCAAUGCCUCCACAUCUUUCCUGUAAUGAGGCGACCAGAACUGGACAUAGUACUCCAGAUGUGGCCGAACCAGGCUUUUGCAUAGCUGGAGCAUAACUUCAUGGCUCUUGAACUCGAUCCCUCUAUUAAUGAAAGCUAACACACCAUAUGCCUUCUUAACAACUUUAUCCACCUGGGUGGCAGCUUUCAGGGAACUGUGAACCUGAACCCCAAGAUCCCUCUGCUCCUCCACACUGCCAAGAAUCUUUCCGUUAAUCCUGUAUUCUGCUUUCAAGUUUGUCCUUCCAAAAUGAAUCACCUCACACUUUUCAAGGUUAAACUCCAUCUGCCACUUCUCAGCCCAGCUCAGCAUCCUAUCAAUGCCCCUUUGUAACCUAGAACAGUCCUCCACACUGUUCACAACGCAACCCACCUUCAUAUCAUCUGCGAACUUGCUAAUCCACCCUUCCACUCCUUCAUCCAAAUCAUUUACAAAAAUCACAAAUAGAAAAGGACCCAGGACAGAUCCUUGUGGUACACCACUCGUAACUGAGCACCAUGUUGAAUAUUUUCCGUCCACUACCACCCUUUGUCUUCUAAGAGUCAGCCAAUUCUGAAUCCAAUCUGCCACAUUUCCCCCUAUCCCAUGCCUCCUUACUUUCUGCACGAGCCUACCAUGGGGAACCUUAUCAAACGCCUUACUUAAAUCCAUGUAUACCACAUCCACUGCUCUACCUUCAUCCAUGUGUUUGGUCACCUCUUCAAAGAAUUCAAUAAGGUUUGUGAGGCAUGAUCUGCCCCUCACAAAUCCAUGCUGACUAUCACGAAACAAACUGUGCCUUUCCAAGCGAUCAUAAAUCCUGUCUCUCAGACCUCUUUCCAGUAAUUUGCCCACCACUGAUGUAAGACUAAAUGACCUGUAAUUUCCGGGGUUAUCCCUAUUGCCUUUUUUGAACAAAGGAAUGACGUUUGCCUCUCUCCAAUCUUCUGGCACUAUACCCGUGGACAGUGAGGAUGAAAAGAUCAUCGCCAAAGGCCCUGCGAUCUCUUCCCUCGCUUCCCAUAGAAUCCUUAGAUAAAUCCCGUCAGGCCCGGGGGACUUAUUUAUCUUCGACUUCCUCAAAAUUCCUAGCACAUCUUCCUUACUAACAUCGACCUCCUCUAGCCUUACCAGCCUGUUUCACACUGUCCUCCUCUACAACUAGGUCCCGCUCAGUUGUGAAUUACGAAGAAAAGUAUUCAUUAAGGACCUCUCCAAUCUCUUUAGGCUCCGUGCACAAAUUCCCUUUACACUAUAGUUCCCUUUACAAUCCUUGAUCGGCCCUACCCUUUUCUGGUCAUUCUCUUCUUCCUCACGUAUGUGUAAAAAGCCUUGGAGUUUUCCUUGAUCCUGUCUACCAAGGUUUUCUCAUGCCCCCUUAUAGCUCUCGUAACCUCUUUCUUCAGGUCCUUCCUGGACAACUUGUAUCCCUCUAGAGCCUUUUCCGUUCCUUGUUUCCUAAACCUUACAUAAGCAUCCUUCUUCCUCUUAACCAGUCGUUCGACUUCUCUUGAGAACCAAGGCUCCGCGUCUUCCCUGCCUGCUAGGGACAAACAUAUCGAGCACACGCAGUAUGCAUUCCUUAAACAAUCUCCACAUUUCAAUAGUGCUCUUCCCUGACAGCAUCUGUUCCCAAUUUAUGUUACCCAGUUCUUGCCUAACAGAAUAGUAAUUACCCUUCCCCCAAUUAUAAAUCUUAACCUGCUGUAUGUACCUAUCCUUUUCCAUGACUAUUGUAAAAGUAACAGAGUUAUGAUCGCUACCGCCAAAAUGCUCUCCUACUAACAGGUCUAACACUUGGCCCGGCUCAUUGCCAAGCACCAAAUCCAAAGUGGCCUCUCCUCUGUGGUAUGUGGUAAUCAGCAGAGGUUUCCUUGCCCAUGUUUAACUUGAAGCCAUGAGACUUCAUCGGGUCCAGAGUCAAUGCUGAAGAGUCCUAGGGCAACACCCUCCCGACUGUAUACCACUGUGCCGCCCCCUCUGCUGGGUCUGUCCUGCCGGUGAGACAGGACAUAUCCAGGGAUGGUGUUGGUGGUGUCCAGGACAUUGUUUGUAAGGUCUGAUUCUGUGAAUAUGACUAUGUCAGGCCGUUGCUUGACUGGUCUGUGAGACAGCUCUCCCAAUUGUGGCACUAACCCCCAGAUGUUAGUCAGGAGGACUUUGCAUGGUCGACAGGGCUGUUUCUGCCAUUGUCUUUUCCAGUACCUAGGUCAAUGCCAGGUGAUCCGUCCAGUUUCAUUUCUUUGAGUCUUGGUAGCGAUUGGUUCAACUAAGUGGCUUGUUAGGCCAUUUCAGAGGGCAGGUGAGAGUCAACCACAUUGCUGUGGGUCUGGAGUCACAUGUAGGCCAGACCAGGUCAGGGUGGCAGAUUUUCCUCCCCUGAAGGACAUUAGUGAACCAGAUGGGUUUUUCCGACAAUCGACAAUGAUUUCAUGGUGAUCAGUAGACCCUUAAUUCCAGACUUUUUUUUUGAAUUCCAAUUUCACCAUUCGAACCCAUGUCCCCAGAACAUCAGCUGGGUUUCUGGAUUAAUAGUCUACCCUGUGGUGAAGAACCUUCCUUUAGAAGGUAAAACAUUUUGAUUAGAUUUGGUUUGGACUGUUUGAUGUGAUAACUGUGAUUUACAUUUGAAAGCCGGGAACUUAGUGACAAUUCUUAGCUGACAGUUGGUCUGCAAUGCAGGGGUCAUAAUUGUUUUUUAAAAUUGGAGUAUUAAAAAAAUGAUUCAAAAUUUGAACUAAACUGGACAAAAUCAAGAUCACUGCCAUUUCAAAUCAAGUUUUACAUGUAUCAUAUAAUUAUUGGUGGUUCAAUUUUUCACCUUACUCAUGCCAGAAAAUAUGGAAACAAUAGAUAUUUCCAUCAUGAAACAGGUAACACCACCUUUUAAAGAAGUGAGCAGAUAAGAAGACGUUGACACGUUAAAUCUCAUAUGCCACUUGAGGGAGAUGAGCACAUGUAGAACAACAUUUCACUGCAAUACUAAAGGGCAUCUCUGUGAUCAGAGAUGCCUGUUACUAUCUUUUGAAUCAGAUGUUAAAAGGACACCAAAUCUGCCUUUCCAAGUGGGCAAUAUGUAAGGAAGAAUAGGAGUGAUAUUCUGAUAGCCACGAAUUCAAAAACACCACUGAAAUUGAAUAUUUGGACCUAUAUCUCAUUGCCAUCUGUGGAACCUGCUGUGUUCAUAUUGGUGGGUAAACUUUCCAAAAAGUAAUAUUUGGAAUAAAAGCAACAAAUAAAAACAUUUUGGAUUUUGCUAUGGAUGCACGGUACUUUAAUUAAAAUGUAUUUUUGCAAUAUCACCCUGAUUUCUAAGUUUAAAUAUUUUCAGAGUUGAGACCUAGCUCAAAUGAUUAUUGGUACCUUUUACUUUACAAAAUUAUAUUUUGAUCCUUUCACUAGUUUUGCUAAUGGUACUUGGUAGCUGUGACUGUGCAGUAUUCAAGUAAUGCAUUUAAUGUUAACAAAGAUUUCUGCAUUCAGAACUUUGCAUAUAUGUAUAUGUAAAUAUACAUAGCUUGAGUUAAUGUUUAAACUUCUGUUACAAUGUGGUUAAAUAUAACUCACCACCUCAAAUACUGUUGAGAGAACAAAAUGAAAGCAGUUCAGAAGUUAUCAAAUAUGCUAAUAAUCAGCCAAGAAGCCUUGAAAGUUGGGAUAUGAUCUGCAUCAAUGAAAUGGUAAAUUAUCUACAGAUUUAGUCACAAGUCUUAACAAUUUUAACUUUCAAUGCACAGUUAAGUAUAAUAUUAGUUCAUUGAUAAACACUUAUCCUCUCUCCCUUCGUGAAUCCUUUCAUACUGUACUGAUCAACACCGGCUGGUUUAGUAUAUUUAACACUUUCCAAACUCUAAUUUAGCGCCAUGUUUUAUGUGUUGUCAUUUAGAAAAUGUUCUGGGUUAUUUGAAUAAGUCCAAUCCUUUGGAUGGUUUUGAGAGAUCUGUUUCUGGUUACAAAUUCAAAUUGGCUGGAUCUCUUUUGUUGCAACUAAACUGGCAGUCCAGUGUUUUAAAAACUAAUUUUCUUUAUUCUGAGCAUGUUUACUUGAUCAUAAGCUUAAAAAUUGAGUAAUCCACUGAUUCAAUUAAAAGCGUACAAAUCAUUAAGCAUGUCAUCUUAUGUAAAAUUUGUGAAAACAUACGUUUAUAGGACCAUGUGAAAACAUAGGAUUAUAAGAACAUAGGACCUACUAAAUCUGGGUGCCAGGACUAAUGAGAGUUGGAUUUUGAUUAUUAUUUUGAAAAAAAGCAUAAUUUGGCACUUUAUUAUGUAUGAAAAUGCACUGUCUGUCAAUCAAGCCACAUGUAAAAUGAUAGCUUCAUCCAGGAAAAAGGAAUGACAACCAGAAACAGAACUAAUCACGGAAUGUCUUGUGAUAUUUCACAAGAUAUGGAAAUUUCCCGUCUAUAGCACUUUAUAGGAUCAAGAAUUUCAGUGGCAAAUACAUGGCCAUUAUGGUAAUUGGAUUUGAUAAUUAAAGCUAUUCUAAUCAUGUUAAUUUGUUUCUUUUGUGAUUGACAAUGCUCAACCAAAAAAAAAGCACUUUAUGUACAAUUUAACCAAUGUAGUGCUAUAAUUACAGUUGUACAAUGAGAAUUACACAAUUAUUUUUGAACUGUUUGCACUCUUUAUUGAUCUACAGAUUCUUAGCUAAGUGGUAGAAAUGGUAGAAUGGUAAAAUGGUAGAAAUAUAUUAUGUGUAUGCAAUUAUAAAUAACUUGUUUUUAUUCUCA